AUGAAUGAAGCGCCAUUCUUUAAAACCUUUUUUGGACAGUUAGAUUCAUCGGAUUCAGAGAGCUAUGGCACUCCGUGUAUAAGAAUCGCCCGCGAGUUGUCUGCAUCGCGUGCACUGUUAGGAUCGUUCCGUUUGUGUACACGCUCGGUCCAUGAAACGCCCGGAAGUAAAAUGAGUGACACGAAUGUCACACCGACAAACGGCGGAGUUUCGGCUCGUGCCUGUUUAUCUUUAGAUCAGCUUCAUCCACCGAAAAAAAUCUCCUGUACGACGCUGAAAGUCGACAUGAUACCAAUCCGACAUGAAAGUCGUCCCACUACACACAUGUCCACAUCGCAUUCCGGUUAUAGCGAUUCGGUUUUGAGCAUGGUGGAAGGAAAAUCUUUGCUCAAUCGUUCAACUCCCAUACCCGAAUUGAAUUUGGCAUCCGUUGUCACUCAGUCUCAGGCCAAUUUGAAUAGACAAAUUCUGUAUGGAACAUAUUUGUCCAAUUCUACCGCUUUGCGUAAAAGCAGUGCUCCCGCGUCCCAAACACAAGCUAAAUACCGAAUUCCGUUUGUGGCUAGUCACACAUGGAAUAGCAAUAUUGGUCUUGGACCGUUGGGAGAACUGCAGCUUAGUGAUGAUCCUACAGUGAUGCGAUUCGAGAGCCUACAAAGGAAUCGGAUUACUAAAAUCGAUCACUUGUACCGCUUGACCCAGCUGGUAUUUCUCGACCUCUCUCACAAUCAGGUUGGCUUGAUCAGUGGUUUGGAUCAGUUACAUGAACUCCGAGUGCUCUUGCUUGGCCAGAAUCACAUACGACGUAUUGAGGGAUUGGAACAACAACGCAAUUUGGAAGUGUUGGAUUUGCAAAGAAACGGAAUUCAGAAAAUUGAGAAUAUUGCGCAUCUGAGCAAACUACGGGUGCUAAAUUUGGCCAUGAACGGGGUUGUGUUUCUGAACGGUUUAUCUGGACUGAUCUCCCUUACUGAGGUCAAUUUGCGUCAAAAUAAUAUUGUGAAAAUUGAACCGCUGAGUAAUUUGCCCCGAUUGAGUUGGAUUCAGCUGAGCUUCAACAACAUUGAAAGAUGGAGUCAGAUUAGUGGAUUAUCAAAACUACCGGCCACAGCCAAAGUGGUUUUGGAUGGAAAUCCAAUUGUAAUGGAUCCAUCGUAUAGGCGAUUGAUGCCAACACAAAUGGCGUUGACCCCCGAAGUUGAGAACAGUCAUCAAAACAGUCGGGUCUACAGAUGCGCCCGUCAAACCUCCCACAUUAUCAGUAGUCAGCUUCCCUUGGGUAUGGUCACCACCAACACCCCAGGCACUGAAGUGUACGAUGUGAGCCAGAUCCAUCUGCGAAUACCCGAAGUCACAAAUAAUGUCAAUGAUAAACAUAAUGUGACAGGGCAAAACGGAGCAGGAGGAGCAUUAACAUUACAACCAGUUGAACUUGAAGGUCUAGCUGCAGGUGAUCAUCAUUCGAAGAGUGCUAGCAUCACCAAGGUAACCGAUUUACCAGCUAACAAGGGAACAAACUGCGUGAGUGCAGCCGUAUUAUCCACCGAAAGUUUUCAAAGAAUACCAUCCGAUACUUCGAGGUCUGACUCACCUCCAACGGAACCGCCUACAUCCACGAAACCACAGUCUAAAAGCAGAAAAAGAACAAUGACGGAUGAAAGCUUCCUAAGAUCCCAUUCAGAAAUUUGUCAAAUAUCUGUCAUUCAUUGGCAAGUUGUGGAUCGCACGCAUAUUCGAUUCGAAGCUAAAUUAUACAACGAUGAUCCAGAGGGUAGCCUUUUAUUAACAAGUGCUGAAACCACUGGGUUCAAAAACCUUGGAGCUGCUUUGAAUGAUUUGGCUUUUGCAGUAAAGUCAGCGGAUCGAUUGACUCCCAGUAAUUCUUAUCCCACAAAAGCAACCAAUUUGACACAAGUAACACAAAUCUCCCUGUAUCAAAUAACAUGGAAUGACUUCAUUGGAGAAAUACCGCAAAUUCGAAUAAUUUUCCCCGAACUAAAAUGCCUCACCAUCAGAAGCGUAGGUUUGAAAAAAUUGAUAGAUAUUGUGGCAUUGACACGACUGCGUCGAUUGGAAUCGCUUAUAGUGGAUCCCGGUGCAAAAAACCCUAUUGUACAACAGGCUGGACAAUUUUGGCGUCCGUUUGUGAUAUGGAGUCUCAAAGAUGCAUUGGAUCUGCGACAUCUGGAUCGAGUUGAGGUAAGAAGUGAACAAUGGGAAAAGUUUUAUGCAAUAUACUUUCCCUAA
Molecule: messenger RNA, 2247 nt
Organism: Echinostoma caproni
Lineage: Eukaryota; Metazoa; Platyhelminthes; Trematoda; Plagiorchiida; Echinostomatidae
Source: the annotation of a GenBank genome assembly